Dunckerocampus dactyliophorus (ringed pipefish) is the source of this 1669-nucleotide messenger RNA. RefSeq names its product growth arrest and DNA-damage-inducible, gamma b, tandem duplicate 1 (gene gadd45gb.1). Bases 138 to 602 code for a protein of 154 amino acids. Gene Ontology annotation, cellular component: cytoplasm; nucleus. The record is from RefSeq and is a predicted model, not a curated record. Gene Ontology annotation, biological process: regulation of cell cycle. NCBI's taxonomy places the organism in Eukaryota, Metazoa, Chordata, Actinopteri, Syngnathiformes, Syngnathidae. The transcript has 3 exons.
GCCCUCGCGCGAGCUGCUGUGUAUAAAAGGAGUGGAAGGCUCGGAGGAGAGGACAUUCCGCUCUUUCUACGGAUAUACUCAAAACCAAGCUUCCAAGCUCCCUCUCUGCUUUUUUGAGGAAUCAAACCGUCAUCAGCAUGACUCUUGAGGAAGUUCUCACUCAGAAACCCACCGAGCGUGCUCAGUGCACCGGAAAAGCCCUGGAGGAGGUGCUGAUGGCCGCCAAAGACAACGACUCCCUCACCGUGGGCGUCUACGAGUGUGCAAAAGUGAUGAAUCUCGAUCCAGACAGCGUGUCUUUCUGCGUGCUGGCCACGGACGAGGAGUUCGAAUGUGACAUUGCUCUGCAGAUCCACUUCACCCUCAUCCAGUCCUUCUGCUUCGACAACGACAUCAGCAUCGUCAGAGUGAGCGACAUGCAGCGUCUGGCUGAGAUUGUCGCUGACAAGUCGGUGCAGCUCGAAGACGCCCACUGUGUCCUCAUCACGAACCCAGCUGAUGGUUCUUGGGAGGACCCGGCUCUGGAGAAGCUGCACCUGUUCUGCGAGGAGAGCAGGCGUCUGAACGACUGGGUCCCCGAGAUCAGCCUCCCCGGACGCUGAUGUGGGCUCCUGUCUUGUCUCAGAUGCUGUCAAGCUUCUCAUCUGGAAAUACUCAUCCUGAUGGACAGGAUGAGCCUGUUUCUGCUCAUCCCUGGAUACUCCUGAGGAGGAUUCCCCGAUCCAGGCAGCACGGCGCCGGCCCGAGGGGGCCCCCGUGGAACCGUCGCCUCUUGUCCCGUCCAUGCCAAGAUGACUCUCAUUCUUUGUGUGAAUGAGGUCAGGUAUGCCUCAAGAGCGACACAUCGACCCUCAUUCUUUGUGCGGAUGAGGUUUGGAGAGGAAGGAGAAGCACGCGCAGCAGGAGAAGAAGCGGUGCUGAGGAAGAGGACUUGUUAAAAAAAGGACUUUUUAAUGAUGGCCUCUUGGCUGAGCAACAUGACAACAGUUGCAGUCAGCGGAAACGUUUCCCACUUUCCAGAAUUGUCUUAAUUCUCUAAAGGUUUCACUUUAGAAAUUUAACAACGACAAAAUCAUGCUAAAAUAUAUAUAUUAAAAAAUGUAUGUCUGUUCUCUAAAGGUUUCACUUUAGAAUAAGGCUGAAAUAUAAUAACGGCAAAAAAGAACUUAACUUGUGCAACUAUUGAAAAAAGUAAAUUCCAAAAUGUCAAAGUAAAAACAGUGUUAUAUUCUCAAAAGGUAUCGCUGGAGAAAUUAGCGACAAAAAACAAACAAAAAAAAACCCUAUUCUAAACUAUUCUCUAAAGGUUUCACUUUAGAAUAUGCUUGACAUAAUUGAAUGUUAGAUAUAAAGACUUUUAGUUAUAUACUGAAGAAUUAGUCAUUGUUGAAAAAUGUGUUAAAGAAAUUGUUGUAAAAUUACAAGUGGAAAUAAACUGAGAUAAUAAGGAUCUUGUGUAUGCAUUUUCUCUGGUAGAUAUCGUGUGUGUGUGUGUAUAGUUGAGUGGGCUAAAGAGGAGGGUUAUCAGGCUUGUGCUAACAAAAGUUUAAAGCACAGCAAAUUUGUCUGAAAGGGGCUCUGGUCUGUCAUCUGCUCCCCGUUGUUGUCCCCUGCAGCAUAAAAAGAACAAAAAAAGACCCCCUCCUUUCCCUCUCGUCUAAUCUCCAUG